Messenger RNA from Adineta steineri, 831 nucleotides. NCBI's taxonomy places the organism in Eukaryota, Metazoa, Rotifera, Eurotatoria, Adinetida, Adinetidae. The record is from the annotation of a GenBank genome assembly.
AUGGAUGUCUGUGAUGAACCAAUGAAAUUAUCACAAUUUCAUAAUGAAACUGAUUUUAAUGAAUUAUUUUCAUCAGAAGAUUUUGGAAAUUAUAUUUUUAUGAAUAAUAAUCAAUCUGUAUCUUUAACUUCUGAACAAAUAUUAAAUAUUCUUGAUAUACCAUCAUCAUCAUUAUCAUCAUCUAAUGAACAAUCAAUAAAUGAACAAAUUUAUUUAAAAAAUAAGAAAUUAUCAAAAAUAACAAAGCAUGAUGAAUUUAUAAUAAAAAGGAACAAUAAUCAAUCUGAAAUAGAUGUGAAGAAAAUCUUAUAUUUAUCAAAUUUAAAUAAACAAAUAACAAAAAUUGAUCUUCGAUCUUAUUUUAUUGGUUCAACAAAAAUUAUUUUAAAACAAAGUCAAUUACCACCAUAUCUUAAUUAUGCAUUUAUAUUUCAUCGGACAAAUCUUCAAGCUGAAUAUAAUCGAAAACGAGUAAUUAAUUCUUUACCGUUUGGAUCAAAUUGUCAAAUAGAAUUUGUUAAAAAUCUCGAUGAACUUUCAAAUGAAAAUAAAGUUAAUGAAAAUUGGAAUAUUGUUAUUAAACAAAUACCUGAAAAUAUUACUGAAAAUGAUUUAAAGAAUUUAUUUUCUAAUUCGUAUCAAAUAAAAUAUAUUCCAGCAAAAAUUGUUCAAAAAUCAAAUACAAAUAAGAAAAUUUUAUUUGGAUAUGCAUUUUUAUCUUUUACAAAUACUGAACAAGUUGAUCAAGUUAUGAACAAUGCCAAUAAAUAUCAAAUAAAUAAUCAAACAUUGAUCUUAUCUUAUUAUAGCAAAAUAGAAGCUAAGAAAUAA